AUGCAGACUCAGGCGGUCUUUGUAGCUGCAGCUCGAAAAUGUUUGUCCACCAAAAGGAAAUGUCUGUCACUUUCUCAGAGUCUUGACGUGGCUGCUCAGCUCUCAGCUGUUGAUCAGGCAGUGAAACCGGCGCUGCUCUACGACGCCAACGGUGCCAGUGCAGAGCAAGUGCACCAGUAUUUGCGCUUGUGUCAGUCAUCUCAACUCGUGUCCGAAUCGCUGGUCAUAUUGGACUUGAAUGGUAACAGCCUCAUUGUUAAUCCACGUGUAGUCCGCUACAAUCUGGCCCAGGUGCUUCAAAAUGGCGGACCCGUGGUGAUUGACGUCUGCCUCUCGCUAGAGAAACCCACUAUUGUUGAUCCAGUCGUAGGAGGGCUGAAGAGCAUCGCACAAGAUCUGCUUGAUCUUCUCAGAGGGUUAGACACAGCAAAUAAAGUUCCAUAUGUGGCAGAAAGGUCAGAUGAGUGGAACCUAAGCGCGGUCUUUGGACUCUUACUGGGCUACCCUGUCACCUACUGGUUCGAUCAGACAAAGAGCUUUGAGAACUGCCUCUCUAUGACCCCCCUGAUGGUGACCACAGUGCACGCAACAUGGCGAGUAGAUGCCACCAGCCACAAAUGUUGCUUGUACUCGUUUAGCAUCCCCACCGUCGUGCAGAAUGAGAUACAGUCAAAUCUGGAGGACUGGAAGCUUGGCCUUCAAGAGAGAUUCCAGCAGCAAAAUGUCCUCAAAGACCUCACUGUUUGUCAGUCUGUAGUCACUUUACCUUCAGUCUGUUUGUGACUCACCAUUACUUUGAAUUCAUGACUCCCAAUAAAAUGUUCAAGAAGCUC
Messenger RNA from Nerophis lumbriciformis (worm pipefish), 833 nucleotides. RefSeq names its product linkage group 38 C1orf74 homolog (gene lg38h1orf74). The record is from RefSeq and is a predicted model, not a curated record. Lineage: Eukaryota; Metazoa; Chordata; Actinopteri; Syngnathiformes; Syngnathidae.